Messenger RNA from Phytophthora sojae, 2817 nucleotides. RefSeq lists its product as hypothetical. NCBI's taxonomy places the organism in Eukaryota, Oomycota, Peronosporomycetes, Peronosporales, Peronosporaceae. The record is from RefSeq and is a predicted model, not a curated record. The coding region runs from base 1 to 2817 and encodes 938 amino acids. The transcript has a single exon.
AUGCUGCGACGGCAUCGCGUUGGCGAUGAUUCGGGAGCGGAGCCGGAGCAGGAUGCGAAGGCGGAAGGAAGCGACCCCAAGAGCGCCGAGCUCUCACUAGCUGCUCCGACGUCGCCAAGACCCACAACUCCAGACCCACACAGCUCUGCUGCUGCAGCUGAUCCGUCGACUCAAGCCCAGCGCGACGAGAAAAUCAAGCGCAUUGCAAGGAACCCGGUGCCGUUUGGGAGCUUGGUGGAAGCGUCCAGCUAUGCAGUGUUCCUCAUCCUGUUCAUCUUGGCUACUACCGUAGUGGAGGAGAACACACAGGCCUUCUACUUCGCCAAUCGACUCAAGACGGCUCUAGUCGACCAAUCUUUCACGGUUCCGACAGUCGCCACUACGUCUUCAACAACCACAGCAACUACUGAUAGCGAUACUUCUUCACUGCCAACCAGUUUUACGGCGAUCCGUGACCAAGCGCAGAUGUGGGCGUUCCUUCAGGGGCCUUUCGCCGAUGUCGUCUACGGAUCAAAGGAGGAGACAAAUGAUGAGACGUCUACGGCUACGUCGUCCGAAGCUGGCAGCGUAGUAUCGAGCUCGAAUCGCCUGCUUGGUGGCGUCCGAUUGAGGACGCUACGCGUAAAAGCUGGAUCGUGCCCAUCGCUCAGCCAAAUCCCCGAGUACGAGAUGAUCGUCCCGUUCUGCUAUGGAAAAUUCGAUAGCAGCGUCGAAGAGAAACAGGGGUACGGUCUCAUUCUCAACAGCGCAGACAUCGUUGCGUCGAUCAGCUACGCUACGGCGCGAUUGUUUUUCACGGAUCUCGAGACAAGCGGCGUUACGAAAGCCUACACACACUUGCAAACGUGCUAUUCGGACUGCGAACGUGUAUGUGGAGAGGCGUUUGGCGUGGAUAAAUUUCGCUACACAUCGCAGUGUACAGCACAAUGCGUGGUACAAUGUGCGUGCAUUUACGAGGAGCCCGUGGGGGUUAAACUGUGUGCCGACCCGAAUCCAAACGGUGAAGGGAAAGCGGCUCCAUCAGCCGUACACGCAUAUAAUUGGAGUAGCGCCAAGGUCACAGAGGCGCAGACAGUUCGGGGAUAUACCGAUGUGUCGUUUCCAGGGUCCGGUUACGUCGUGGAUCUCGGGUUAAAUGGAACUCUGUCGCGCGAGAGAUUAGCGGAGCUCAGGGUUGACCGGUAUUUAGACCUCCCAACACGCGCGUUGAUCGUGGACUUUACGGUUUACAACGCGUACCUCCAGCUUUUCAACAUCGUGGAGAUUGUGGUCGAGUUUCCUGCAUCGGGCGGGGCUUUCGUGCAGCUUUCGGAUGCAGUUUUACGACUAUUCCGGUACUCGUCAGCCAGCACCGGACGCAUUACACUGGAGGGCUUCUUGGUGUUUUACAUUUUGAUCCAGUGGUGGCGCAUGGUGAAGGAUAUGCAUCGAGAUGGCGUCAAAGGAUACUUGACUGCGUCGCUGUGGAACAUCCUAACAGUGCUGCAUCUCGUUGUCUUCGCGGUUACGAUCGCCGUUCGGCUCUACACCAUCGAUUUGGCCUAUGGCACUAUGAGCGGCAAGGCGUCGAAAGCGAUCACCUCGGCAACGCUGGAAGAAAUCCCGAAUUUGCAAGGGCUGGCGACGGUGCUGUAUGCUGAAAGUGUCAUUGAGAGCAUCAACGCUGCUCUGGUCUGGGCGAAGCUCUUGCAAUACACGACUAUCUCUAAGCGCAUGAGCCUCCUAUUGCGUAUGCUGGGCCGAGCUGCUCGCGAUCUGGCGUGGUUUUUCGUGUGCUUCUUGGUGUGCAUUUGCGCGUUCGCUCAGAUCGGAUUGCUGCUGUUUGGACUGGACGUGCGUGGCUUCAGCUCGCUUGGACUAGCGAUUGUGACGCUGCUUCAGGCUGUAGCGGGAGAGCUGGACUACGCUGGCAUGGCGGACUCUCAUCGCGUUGCUGGACCCGUCUUCUACAUUUUGUACUAUCUGCUGCUGCUUCUCAUCUUGGUGAACGUCUUCCUCGCCAUCCUCAACGACGCGUACAUGCAGACGAUCACGGAGCAGGAAGAAGAAGACGAAGAGCUAGCGACAGCCGCGCACAACCACGCCAUGGGCUGGGAUGAAUCUGGAGACGUGGUUAACGCUAACGCAGACAUCUCUCCGAGCGAGGAGCGAGCACUUCAAGCUGCGCGACGCGAGAUGGAGCAGCUACGGAAGUACCCGUUCUCGAAAGGCUUGACCACAGCGUGUAGGCUCCUCGUGGCCGAUGUGAAGCGCGUCGUGUCCGAGAUUCGCAAUGGGAACAACGGAGUCAACCUCACCAAGGUCGACCCUCUCAUCAUGCUGUCACCUAGAACUGGCAGCCAGUGGCCACUGCCAGGCGAAACAGCAUCUCGGAAGCUGACACGGCACGUCAAGCGGCAAGUAGCGAGCGAGCUGCUGGAAGCUGAAGACCGACUGCGCGUGAGCCGGCGCGUGGAGCUGCAGCAGUCGCAGAUCGAGAAUCUGCGGCACACGGUGGACGAAGACGUCGCAGCUCGACUGGAGGCUCUGGCGGAGAGCAAUCGGCUCAAGACCCAGCGGAUGCGCGACCUGGAGAAGACGCUGGGAUCCAUCGAGAAGCUCUGCCAGCAGCUCGUGAGCGACACGGCCUGCCUGCGCGUCGGCAGCGAUGAAGAGGGUGCUGGCUCGCGUCCAUCGUCACGCCCCGCUACCUCUCGGCCGUCACGCACGCCGUCUCCAGCCGUGGGCUCGAAGCGCAGCCUCUCCGCGGCAAUCCUAGCGAGCCGACAAAAGGACGCGACACGCAGAGGCGAAGAGAUAGAGGAGAUCAACUUGUAG